Silurus meridionalis is the source of this 2036-nucleotide messenger RNA. Its product is annotated as BOLA class I histocompatibility antigen, alpha chain BL3-7-like. Gene Ontology annotation, cellular component: external side of plasma membrane. Gene Ontology annotation, biological process: immune response. The record is from RefSeq and is a predicted model, not a curated record. NCBI's taxonomy places the organism in Eukaryota, Metazoa, Chordata, Actinopteri, Siluriformes, Siluridae. The coding region runs from base 135 to 1268 and encodes 377 amino acids. The transcript has 8 exons.
AUGAACAGUAAGAAGCACUGUUGCACGUGCGUUGUGCAUUCAGGACGGUGACGUCUCUGUAAAUGAAUUCUAAGUUUAUUUGUAGAAAUACAUUUUUUCUGCACAAAAUAAUGUCAUAAUGAAGAUUCUGAAAGAUGGAGAAUGGAUUUGCUUUAUUGAAGCUUCUGCUUAUUUCAGUAUUUUCUCUUCGUGUCUCCUCAGCAGAUCCACACUCUCUGCAGUACCUCCACACUGGACUCCCACCAGGAACACAUUUCCCAGAGUUCACUGCUGUUGGUCUGUUUGAUGGACAGCAGUUUGUGUACUAUGACAGCAACAUCAGGAAGAUGAUCCCAAAGACAGAGUGGAUCCAGAACAUCAGUGCAGAUGAUGCAGAUUACUGGGACAGAGAGACUCAGAAGCAGCAUGCUAAUCAGGAAAUCUUCAUAUUUUACCUGGAUGUAAUAAAGCAGGAGUUUAAUCAGACUGAAGGAGUUCAUACUCUACAGAGGAUGUACGGCUGUGAGAUUGAUGGUAACAGCACCACUAGAGGAUACGAUCAGUACAGUUAUGAUGGAGAAGAUUUCUUCAGUCUGGAUCUGAACACUGGAAGCUGGACUGCGGUUAAUGAUGAAGUUGAGAUCUUUAUAAAGAGAUGGGAUCCUGGAAGAUCUGAGGCUGAAUACUGGAGGAACUUCCUGGAGACUGAGUGUAUCGACUGGAUAAAGAAGUUUGUGUCUUACAGCAGAGAAACUCUGGAGAGAAAAAUUCCUCCUGCAGCAUCUGUGUUCCAGAAAAACUCGUCGUCUCCAGAGGUGGUGUGUCAUGCUACAGGUUUCUUCCCCAAAGCACUGAUUAUUAAAUGGCAGAAGGACGGAGAGGACGUGUAUGAAGACGUGGAGCUCAGAGAGACGUUACCCAACGAGGAUGGAAGCUUCCAGAAGAGGAGCAUUCUGAAAGUCUCAGCUGAGGAGCUGCAGAAACACACCUACACCUGUGUGAUUGAGCACAGCAGCUUGGAGAAGGAGAUGGUGCUCAAAGUACUAAAAGAUUCAGGAUCAGAUGGAGGACUGAUUGGAAUCAUCGUUGGUGUGGUCAUGGCUCUCGUUGUUCUUGUUAUUGGAAUUGUGUUCUGGAAAAAUAAAAACUUUGGUAAAAAGGAGAAAAAAACAGGAUUUAAACGUGUUUCAUCCAGAUCCCCCUCUGAAGGAGAUUCUUCCUCCAACAAGUGUGAGAGUGUGUGUUCCUGCUGCAGUGAGAGAAAACUUCGACCUGCAGUCAGAAGUUAGUCCAUAAUACAGCAGUGGAAGUGAGGAGAUUUGAAUAGCAGGAUAUGGAGCAGAUGGGUGAUGAUGUCACUGCACGCGGCCUGAGAUCAUCAACAUCCUCAUAAUUGAAUCUAAUGCAGCAUUCUGACACAAAACAUCAGACUUCAUCAUCAGUAAAAGCUGGUGUUCGCUUUUCAGUUUGGAAGAAAGAAACUGCUCUGAUUUCCUGUAAAGUUUUAGAGACCUUCUGAAAUCUGGUAUUUUUUAUUAAGCGCUUCAGCACUUUUAUUCUUUGUAAAAUAAUAUUUAUGUAUCUAUUGUCAUGUAGCACCUUCAUCUUUUCACUGUUUACUGUAUAAGGCUGAAAUAAUUAUAGUUUAUUUGCCUCAAAUAUUUUCAUGAACAAAACCAAAGUGUUUUGGGUCUCUGAUGCACCUUAAGUCAAAAAUGUUGGUUUUUAAAUGUUGUUCUGUGUGUGUAUAUAUAAUACAUAUAGUUUUGUAUAUAUAAAGUUUUAACCUCAUAUAUUUACACCUCAUAUAAUUAUUAUAUACGUGGGUAAAAACAGUGUUUUGUCCUUACAUUAAUUGGCCACUAGAUGGCACUGAAGUGUUCUGAUUUAGUUCUAUGUUGUCAUUAUAUUAAUUGGCCAAUAAACGUCGCUGUAGAUUUUCAUGUUUCUACACAAAGACAGAAGAGUUUAUUUAUUUCUGAUAAAUGCCCCCCUAGAUUUAUCCUUAUAAAUUUUAUCUGUCAAAUUGCAAUAAAUCUAAUUUUUGUAAAUCACAA